Cladocopium goreaui is the source of this 879-nucleotide messenger RNA. NCBI's taxonomy places the organism in Eukaryota, Dinophyceae, Suessiales, Symbiodiniaceae. The record is from the annotation of a GenBank genome assembly.
AUGGUGACGUUCAAGGAGUGUGUUGACACUGUUGUAAAGACGGCUCGAUUGGGAGAGGCUUUGAACAAGUCGUUGUUCGUUGCAAUUCUUUCUUAUGUCGACACAGACCGGAGGGUGAACGAAGUCAUUGAGUUCUUAAACGCGACAGAUUGCAGCUUCUCAUUUGUCUUGAUUACAAGGCGAGAUCGUGGGAACGAGGGCAAAGCUGGUGUCCUUAGGGACUUCAUUCGGCAACUUGAUUUGGAUCACAAGCAGAUUCUUUUUAUCGACGACAAAGCGCGGCUAGAAGUAGAAGGAAUCCGAAAUCAAGCUAGGGAAGAGGUUGCCCGUGCCCAUCAAGAACCUGAAUGCACUCAAUUGGAGCUGAUGAAUUUGAGAAAGGAAGCGCAGAUUCAUGUUUCAACAUUGGAAGGGAAGAUUUCAGAGCUGGUUCAUAUGAACUCGAUGUUGACCAAGAAGGUUGAAGAACAAUCAUGCUUGGUUGAGACACUAUUGAAGCGGGUCGAUGAUCAAUGUGUUGUCAUUUCUUCCUUAAGGACGUCAUUGAACACCACAGUCAUAGACUCCAAUCGCGCGGGUGUAGGAGUAGGUGACCCACGAAAUGCCAGUGAAGGUCCACCAGUUUUCUCCAUAGCCACCCCUCAAGGGGGUUUGUCCAGUGCAUCCGCCGGUCCAAAUCGUUUGCUGUUGCCACAUUCCACCAGUGUGAUUCCGAAUCAGGAUCUGCAUUCUGCAGCGGCCAGCGAGUUGCCAUUAGGUGUUGGCCAUGUCGUUGCAGGAGAGCAAUCAGGAGAAGGACAUCUUUUCUGCACUUCCAGAGUGCCCCGCAGCCUUGCCAAAGCUCAUGAGGAAAUCCUGCGGCUAAAUGAAUGGCUCUGA